This is a messenger RNA of Nicotiana tabacum (common tobacco), 730 nucleotides long. The record is from RefSeq and is a predicted model, not a curated record. NCBI's taxonomy places the organism in Eukaryota, Viridiplantae, Streptophyta, Magnoliopsida, Solanales, Solanaceae.
GAAGUUGAGCAACAACUUCAGCACUCGAGCAGUGAAUGGAAAUUCGAUGACAUUGUUGUAGCUUGUGGCAGUGGGGGUACGGUCGCUGGUUUGUCCAUUGCAUCCAGGCUCAGUGGCUUAAAAGCAAAAGUUAAUGCAUUUUGUGUUUGUGACGAUCCGGAUUAUUUUUAUGAAUAUGUUCAAGGCCUACUUGAUGGAAUUAAUGCAGGCGUUAGCUCACGUGACAUUGUUAGCAUUCAAAAUGCGAAAGGCCUUGGGUAUGCUAUGAGCACAGCUGACGAGCUUAAAUUUGUGAAGCAAGUUGCUGAAGCCACAGGUGUUAUUCUCGACCCUGUCUACAGUGGUAAAGCAGCUUAUGGAAUGAUAAAAGACAUGAACGAGAAUCCAACAAAGUGGGAGGGAAGAAAGAUUCUCUUCAUACAUACAGGUGGCCUACUGGGAUUAUAUGACAAAGCUGAUGAAAUGGCCUCAUUAAUGGGAAAAUGGCGUAAGAUGGAUAUCAAUGAAUCUACCCCAAGACAAGAAGGCAUCGGCAAAAUGUUCUAAAUCGUGAAAGAGGUGAUGCCAAAUUGUGUUGUCAACAUGUACAGGAUGAGCAUCAGCAUUUCUAGAUUUUUUUACUCGAAUAAAAGAAAGUGCUUUGUGCCACUUGUACGAAUGGUUGAAUUAUGGAUAUGAUUUAUCUCUUGAAAGCUUGAAUAAUUGGAGUUAAAUGGCGGAUGUGAAAGUA